Impatiens glandulifera is the source of this 741-nucleotide messenger RNA. RefSeq lists its product as uncharacterized. The transcript has 2 exons. The coding region runs from base 1 to 741 and encodes 246 amino acids. The record is from RefSeq and is a predicted model, not a curated record. NCBI's taxonomy places the organism in Eukaryota, Viridiplantae, Streptophyta, Magnoliopsida, Ericales, Balsaminaceae.
AUGGAUCUGGCUGAGCUUAUCCCAUAUUACUUUUGCAGUGGAGCAGGACUUAAUCUCACAGAACAUAUUUGUGUUGAGAGAUUGAAACAGGAUGUUCUUAGCAACAUUAUCCAGGCACCCCGCGCUUGGUAUCAACGUUUUGCUGAUUUUGCUGCAUCAAUUGGCUUUAAUCAUAGCAAAUUGGAUACUUCUUUUUUCAUUUAUCGCCAUGAUCAUGACACUGCUUACAUUCUUCUUUAUGUUGAUGAUAUUGUGCUCACUGCUUCUUCAGAGUCCCUUCGGAAAUAUGUCAUUUCUCAACUUAGCACUGAAUUUGCAAUGAAAGAUUUGGGUCCUUUGAGUUAUUUCUUAGGCAUUGCUGUUACCCGACACAAGAUUUGUUUGUUCUUGUCUCAAACGAAAUAUGCUCAUGACAUUAUUAAGAAAGCAGGUAUGACAGAUUGUAAUCCAGCUUCCACUCCUGUUGAUUCUAAAGGAAAGAUGAGCACUCAAUCCGGCAUUUCUUAUGGAGAUCCUACCUCUUAUCGUUCUUUAUGUGGGGCGUUACAGUACUUGACAUUCACUCGUCUGGAUAUUUCUUAUGCUGUACAACAAGUUUGCUUGUUUAUGCAUGCUCCUCAAGUUUCUCACAUGAAUGCCUUAAAACGAAUCAUCCGUUAUAUUCAAGGCACUACUGAUUAUGGUUUGCAGUUAUACAAAUCAUCUAUUACUUCCCUUAUUUCUUAUACGGAUGAUGAUUGA